Molecule: messenger RNA, 885 nt
Organism: Prunus persica (peach)
Lineage: Eukaryota; Viridiplantae; Streptophyta; Magnoliopsida; Rosales; Rosaceae
Exons: 3
Coding region: 244-885 (213 amino acids)
Source: RefSeq, a predicted model, not a curated record
UCAAUGUGAUGACAUAAAUUACAGGCUCUAACCCGUAAGCCCAUUGAGCCGGGUCAGUUCAUCUUCACCCGUAACCCAACUCCACCCAUUUUAUACUUUUUCCUUUUGGAGCCGUAUGCUUCAUUUGGGCGGGAAAAUCACAAAUCAGCUUAUAAGCACCGAAACCCCCAAAUUCCAAUCUCUCUCUCUCCCUCAAUUUGAACCAGCAGACCAGAAACUGGAAGCUACCACACCAUUACUCUAAUGCCUCCAAGAAAGAAAUCCCUUUCUUCUUCCACGACGUCUGCUAAGAAAUCCAACUCGAAAGUUCAGCCUCAGCCGUCCAAGUUCGGCAUCCAGCAUUUCUUCGAGCGCCACACCCAGAACUCUCAGAACCCCAAAAUAUCAGCAGUUUCUGCUUCUCAGCAGAACCCUAAACCCCUCCCAGCUCCCGCCUCUUCCACCGUUGCUCCGGCACAAUCGGUUCCGGAGAUCCAAAACCCUGCGCAGAUUGAUACGGGUAAUGCCGUUUUAGCUUUGGGAAGUCAUGAGAUUCGGUCGAAUUUGCUGUCAAGUAGUAACAAUAGUAUGUCGCACAAUACGCCUCCAGAGAAUUUGAGGGCAGUCGGAGUUGUUGGUGAGGAGGAGAAUAUGGAAGAUGAGGCCUCGCCGGAGAUUUCAAAGUCCAAAUCUUUUAAGCGCUUCAAGUUCUCGCCAGGAAUGUUGAUAAAGCAGAGCCAGGAUGAUGGAGGUGAUGAGGUGACAUGGAGGAUAUCUCCGGUAAAUGAAAGACUCCAAGCUGUUUCAAAGCGCAUGCCGGAGAUUAUUAGAGUGCUGGCGGACUCUUCAAGGCUUAAAUCUUUCACCAUUAACCAAUGCUCGCAAAAGAAGAUGAUUAACCAAUGA